GCCCGCUAACAAGAAGUACGUCAUUGUUGACGUCCUCAGCAAAAAACAACUGAUGAUAGCAUUCAAGGAGUGGAUAGUAGGCAAGGAACUUUGCGCUUUUCCGAACGAGCUGGUCGAUAUACACCUUCAGAAGUGCGACCAACCGAAUGAAAAUUGGUCACUUAUGAAAUGUAAAGUUAUUCACGAAUUAGGUAAGUUACAUACACAGAAAGUAUAAUUCACUAUAGAUUCUCUGCAGUCUGCUAAUGAUCUGUUACUUCCCAUACAAAUACUGCAAUCUCACCGGGAAAACACUUCAACGGAUGAAAACACUCUGCCACAUAACACUGAGAAGCACAAGAGAGCUGCCAUGAAGCGUAAACAAGAAUAUCUUUACAAUUCAGUAGACAUGGUUGUUGCUGAAAUGCAGGCUGGCAAUAGUCAUGUUCAAUACUCCAAAUUCAGGUUGUUUGACAAAUUAGUUUCGCCUAUUGCUAAUUCGACGCAAUUAGAGACAUUCCCGUCUACAUCGGCAUCAAAGCGUGUCCAUGGUGCUUCAGCAGACCAGUUAGAUAGGUUGCAUGCAAUGGUGCAAAACAUUUCGUCAACCAUGAAUGACUUCAAUCAAACGUUGCAGAAUAUGUCAACAGCCAUUUCGGAUUUGAGUAUUAAUGUAAAGCAAUUGCUUUCAAAGUCUAAUGAGCGCGAAAGACCGCAUCAAUUUGAUUGCGGACUGUUGAGUCAGCAGUUCCCUUUGUCAUCUGAAGAGGAACUACAGAUGCUGGAUACUGGUUUGUCGCAGAAAGAAACCAGGGACAGAUUUAUGGCAAUGGUCACUAGGUUAUCAAGUGACGAUCCAAAAACGUCGAUGCGUUUUGUUCUGUCGCAUCUGUUGACACCGGAGGUUGCCAGUGAAUUCACGUUACUUGGCACCUCUUCAAAACGAGCACUACAGAAAUGCACGUUUUACGGCUGCAUACGAAGUAACCUAUAUCUAUUACUUAAACUUCAGGUGCCUUAACUCAUCGCUUUCUGUCAUCCUCUGUCAACGAAAAAGACCUUGGUAAGCUCUAUGACAUCGCGACACAAGGUUACUUUCACGAUAUCCGAGACAUGAUGAUAAAGCGUAAUAGAAGAAAACAAGACCAGUUACAGUCAACAAUACUAACGAACGUAACCGUAAGUUCAGCUUCAAGUAUUUGGCUGUGCCAAAGCAUGUCAUUGAGAUAUGGUUGUGACUUUUUUUUAAAAAUCAGAAUUCACAGGACGACUACCUCAAUUCUCAAUAGCCGAACGAACGUGGCCUAAGGGAAUAGUCCGUGCAAUUGUUUUGAUGUUUUACCUAGAUUUCAAUAAACGUUAUUUUUUCAAACAGCUUACUCUUUUACUUACAUGGGAAACUGUUGAAGUGUUGAGAAUGUGUGUUUGAGUGUCAGUUAACUUUUGGUUAAAUGCACAUUCCUUAUAAAUAAAACAUCACCUGUUCCUUCUUUUGCAGAUAAUUUCAAAUAAAAAUGAAUUAGCAAUUGCAUUGGAUAUGCAAAACAAUCGAUGCUUAAGCUUCGGCUCUAGUGUUGUACAAUAAUACG
This is a messenger RNA of Schistosoma haematobium, 1568 nucleotides long. RefSeq lists its product as uncharacterized. The record is from RefSeq and is a predicted model, not a curated record. The coding region runs from base 350 to 1000 and encodes 216 amino acids. NCBI's taxonomy places the organism in Eukaryota, Metazoa, Platyhelminthes, Trematoda, Strigeidida, Schistosomatidae. The transcript has 6 exons.